AUGGGUAGGUGCGUUUAGUUAAUUAUAUCUUAAGAUUUUAGCUCUCUUAAGGCCGAAAAGGUAAUAAAAUUAGAUGGGAAAAAUGAAAAUCAAAUCCAAAAGAAGUUAAUAUUCUUAAAUCUCUAAUCUCAUACAAAUAUAAUAUAAUUUAGAGAAGCUUACAAAACUUAAAAAGGAAAUGUGCAUAUUGUAAUGGAAUAUGCAGGCGGUAAUGGUGAUUUAGAAAAAAAAAUCAAAGAUGCUAAAGGCAAAUAUUUCCAUGAAAGUAAAAUAUUACAUUGGUUUUAUUAAAUAUGUUCGGCAAUUAACCAUAUACAUAAUAAAAAUAUAAUUCAUAGAGAUAUUAAAGCAGAAAACAUUUUCUUAACAAAAAAGGUGAUAUUAAAGUAGGAGAUUUCGGAAUAUCAAGAAUUUUGGAAGAACCAUUUGAAAAAGUGCAAUCUUAGAUUGGGACAACUAUAAUUUAAAGAACCUUAUACAACUAUGACUGACAUUUGGUCUUUAGGAGUUUUACUGUAUCGAUUAUGUGCUUUAAAGUACCCAUUUGAAGGAGAUUAAUAAUAUUAAGUUUUAUAAUCAAUUGCUAAAUGUAGUUAUCAACCAAUUCCUAACAAAUAUUCUGAUAGUAUGAAAUAACUUAUAGAAAGUAUGUUGUAAAUAGAUGAAACAAAGAGACUUACUGCAUAAUAAAUAUUAGGUAAAGAUCAUGUUUACUUCUAGAUUAAAUUAAAAAUCUACCUAAUUAAAAUUUAGGUUUUCCAUCGAUAAAACCUAAAAUCUCACAUGCUCCUCAACUAAGACUAAUACCGCCUCUUCAAUCAAAUUAAUAAGUUAUAAAAAAUUCCAACAAUAAUAAUUGCAAUUAAAAUAAAUUACAAUAACAAUAAAAAUAAUAGCUAAUUUAACAAUAAGUAUAAAAUCCUUUUAGGAAAAAGAAUUAAAAAAUAUAAUUAGCACCUCUCCCACCAUAAGGAGGAGCUUAUUUAACUUCUUAGUAGAAAAAGGACGUAAUGCAAAUUCCACAAACAAACGACAAAGAAAUUUAGUAAAAGAUUUCUUCAUAUAAAGAUUAAGCUACUUAACAUACGAGAAAAAUAAGAAAAAUAUAAAAUAAAAUUUAGAGAAAUCCAAAAGUUAUAACAGGGCCACCAUAAGCUUAAUAGCCUCCAAUAAGAACUUAAAAUUAAUUGUCUCGGAGGCUUCUUUUACAAGUUAAGAAAGGAUAGGACAUCUUUAAAAAAUAAUACAAAGGCAUUGAUGAUUCAGAAAUGUAAUAUCAGUAUCAUUUUGAAUUAUCACUUCAAAACCAGAUAUUGUAGAAAAAAUAGUAGGAAGAAACUUUCUAAAUUUAAGAGAAAAUCAAAAAAAUUUUACUCAAAAAAUAAGAAUAAAGCACAAAUAGACGCCUUAUUGAAAAUUGAAAUUAUAAUACGAUAAUGGCAUUUAAUACAAUUGUAAUUUUAUUAUCUAUUAUAAUUUCUUGGAUUUUCAUAUAAUAUUUUUUAUCAUCACAUCAUUAUCUUUGAUUUGAAGAUAGGAUUUAUAGAAAUAAAUUUAUAUAAAACUAUGCAAAACAAUAGUUUAGAGUAAUCAUUCGCUAAUUACGUUAAUAAGUUAAAUAGCUAUUCUGUUCUAAAAAUUAAUUAGGAUUCACAAUACAAAUUUCGAACAUCAAAUUUACCAAAAUUAAUAGUUCCAUCUCCUUUUGAAUCAAGUGAAAUGCUGAAUUAUUUAGAAAGGGCUAAGUUCCCUAAAAAAUCUGAUCUUAAUAAAAGUGCAUAUAUUGACUUGAAAUAAGAAGACACUAGAAGUUUUAAUUAAUUACCAAAUGAUCUAUACUAAUAAUUGGAGCCAAAAACUGUUAAACUAUACAGAAGUAAAAUUUUAAUUAAAAAUACCAAAAAGUUAACAGCAGUUGAUGAGAAGCAGACAAAAAUAAUUUGA
Molecule: messenger RNA, 1944 nt
Organism: Paramecium tetraurelia
Lineage: Eukaryota; Ciliophora; Oligohymenophorea; Peniculida; Parameciidae
Exons: 5
Biological process (GO): protein phosphorylation
Molecular function (GO): protein kinase activity; ATP binding
Source: RefSeq, a predicted model, not a curated record